AUGGUGGUGAUGGAAGAAGAACAAGUGGAGAAAGAAAGGCCAGUUAUAUUAAGAGAUAUAAGGCGGUAUUAUUGUGAUUACUGUGGUAUUUGUAAAUCGAAGAAGUCUCUCAUCACUUCCCAUGUCCUCACCCAUCACAAGGAGGACAUGGACAAACAAAGAGUUGAUGGGGAUGAGGGAAAGGAGGAAGUAAAAUCCAACACUUGCAAAAAAUGUGGUGCUAGUUUUAAAAAGCCUGCAUAUUUGAUUCAACACAUGCAAAGUCAUUCUCUUGAGCUCAAAAGGCCAUUUGCGUUCUCGGUUGAUGAUUACCAUGCCAGCUAUAGAAGGAAAGAUCACUUAACUCGCCACCUUCUCCUGCAUGAAGGGAAACUUCUCAAGUGUCAAAUUGAGAAUUGCAAUUGCAAAUUUGUUUACCCAAGCAAUUUGAAAAGGCAUGUUAAAGAGCUUCAUGAUGAGAGUUCUCCUUCCUAUAGUGUUGAAGGUGAGAAGCAGUAUCUAUGCCAGGAACCGGGAUGUGGGAAGGUAUUCAGAUAUCCAUCAAAGCUGCAAACGCAUGAGGAUUCUCAUGGCGAAGAUAAACGGAAGAAUUUUAUGGAUCAUCUUUACGAGGCUUUAAAGAGAUCUGGAAUUCGUACCUUUUUAGAUGAUGAUGAACUUCCUAGUGGACAAGAAAUCUCCCCACAACUCGAAAAGGCAAUUCAGGAAUCAAGGAUUUCUAUUGUGGUCUUCUCCAAAGGCUAUGCUUCCUCCAGAUGGUGUCUUUCUGAACUUGCAAAGAUUAUGGAGUGCAGAGAUACUAUUGGCCAGAUUGUUCUCCAACUGUUUUAUGAUAUUGAUCCAUCUGAUGUUCGGAAGCAGACAGGGAGUUUUGCAGAAGCUUUAAAGGUACAUGAAGAACGGUUUAAGAAUGAAAAGGAGAAAGUAUACUGGUGGAGAAACGUUCUUGAGGGACUUGCUAAUCUAUCUGGAUUUGCUCUUAAUGAUAUGGAAAAUGGGUAUGCCCUCUUGUUUUAA
Dovyalis caffra is the source of this 1017-nucleotide messenger RNA. Lineage: Eukaryota; Viridiplantae; Streptophyta; Magnoliopsida; Malpighiales; Salicaceae. The record is from the annotation of a GenBank genome assembly.